Messenger RNA from Papaver somniferum (opium poppy), 852 nucleotides. RefSeq lists its product as uncharacterized. Bases 1 to 852 code for a protein of 283 amino acids. The transcript is spliced from 3 exons. The record is from RefSeq and is a predicted model, not a curated record. NCBI's taxonomy places the organism in Eukaryota, Viridiplantae, Streptophyta, Magnoliopsida, Ranunculales, Papaveraceae.
AUGGAGACAACUGAAACAAUUUCAGAGUUUUUCUCAAAGACACUGAAUCUUGUUAAUGAGAUGAAGGCCAAUGGUGAUGCUGUAGAAGAUUCAGCUAUUGUGGAGAAGAUAUUAAGAAGCUUUCCUGAGAAGUUUGAAUCCAAAGUUACUGCUAUAGAAGAAUGCAAUACAGUUGCAACUAUGACUCUUAAUGAGUUGUUGGAUUUUGGACACAUUGCUACUGAGUAUCCAAAACCAAGAAAGACAGUUGCUAAUAAUUACAAAGCAAAUUUCAAAGCUAAUAUUGCUGGAAGUCAAGAAGAAGAAACAAAAGAGCAGAAGGAUGAAAACAUGCUACUUACAUGUCAUACAGCAGAAGAACAACCACAACUUAAGUGGUACUUGGAUACUGGUUGUAGCAAUCAUAUGUGUGGCAGAAAAGAUUUAUUUGAGAAGCUUGAUGAGUCUGUCAGAUCAACAAUAAAGUUUGGUUUACAUCAAAAUUUAUUGAGUAUGGGUCAGCUAUCUGAAAGAGGAUAUUAUAUGAAUAUCUACAAUGUUUUGUGCUUCAUCAGAGAUAGAAGAAGAAGGUUGAUAGCUAAAGUACAGAUGACCAAAAACAGACUAUUUCCUUUGAAUAUUCAGCAUCAAAAGAAAAGUUGUUACAAUAGUAGUGUGCACAAUGACUCUUGGCGGAAUAAGAGGAUGGGACAUGUGAACUUUAAUAGUUUACAAAUCUUAGCUAAGAAGGAGAUGGUGUCUGGUUUACCUUCAUUGAACUUCCAGAAUCAAGAUGUGAAAAUUGCAUCUUUGGCAAGCAGCACAGAGAGCCAUUCCCUGUCAACAAAUCUAGAAGAGCUGAUCAACAAUUAG